Molecule: messenger RNA, 906 nt
Organism: Arthroderma uncinatum
Lineage: Eukaryota; Fungi; Ascomycota; Eurotiomycetes; Onygenales; Arthrodermataceae
Product: aldolase
Exons: 2
Coding region: 1-906 (301 amino acids)
Cellular component (GO): cytoskeleton
Molecular function (GO): actin filament binding
Source: RefSeq, a predicted model, not a curated record
AUGAGCCCCGGUGCAGUUCCCCAGGCCGUACCAACUGCCAUGAGCGAAGUAGAUGUAAAGACUAAGCCAGAGCAAGAGAAUCGACAUGUUCAGAGCCAAGAACGAGGGCUGAAGGCCUUUUCUCAUGGAGGAAUUCCAAUCCCCGGAAUACCAAGCUUUACUUCUCACGAACUAAAGCGUCAAUGGCAGCUGGAACAUAUGGCUGGUGCAUUUCGCAUCUGGUCACGACAAGGCUACGUCGAAGGCCUAUCUGGCCAUAUCAGCGUUCGUGACCCAGAACACACCGAUGCCUUCUGGACAAACCCGCUCGGCGUCCAUUUCGGACUUCUCAAAGCCAGCGAUAUGAUUCUACUACGACUUGACGGUACCGUUAUUGGCGGUAACCGUGGCCGACCAGCCAACGCAGCUGGGUUCUUGAUUCAUGCCGCUGUGCACAAGGCCCGGCCGGACGUCCAUGCCAUCUGCCAUGCUCAUACGAUGUAUGGUAAGACAUGGUCAUCUUUCGCACGGCCACUGGAGAUGUUGAAUCAGGACGUAUGCAAGUUCUAUAAUGCACAUAGUGUGUAUUCGUCAUAUGGCGGUGUUGUGCUGGCUGAGGAGGAAGGGGUAUUGAUUGCCAAAGCACUGGGGGAUGGAAAGGCUGCUAUAUUGAUGAAUCAUGGCCUGUUGAGUGUUGGCGGCACGGUGGAUGAGGCAGCGUAUUUGUUUGGGGUGUUAGAGCGGAGCUGCCAGUCGCAACUGAUUGCUGAAGUAGCUGCGGCGAACGGGCUUAAAAAGGUGCUGAUAUCAGAUGAAGAGGCAGCUUAUAACUUCAGCGUCGAGAGUGAUCCUGAAGUCCUCUAUUGUGAAUUUCAGCCCGAUUAUGAGUAUGAGGACGCAAUGUGCCAGGGAGCCUUCAAACAUUGA